Messenger RNA from Scylla paramamosain (green mud crab), 3853 nucleotides. RefSeq names its product myosin-G heavy chain-like. Lineage: Eukaryota; Metazoa; Arthropoda; Malacostraca; Decapoda; Portunidae. The record is from RefSeq and is a predicted model, not a curated record. The coding region runs from base 672 to 2891 and encodes 739 amino acids. The transcript has 12 exons.
GGUCCUGUGGGAAAAAUAUUCUGAGGGAAAAAGGUCCAGGAAAGGAAAACUGAUCUACACUGCAGCUAUCCACUCCCCCUCGCCCUCCACCCCUUUCAGGCGAGUCAAGAGAGGUUUCUCAAUACACACACACACACAUACACACACAGGGACGCCCCCCGCUACCACCCCCGCCCUUCCGCAGUUAAAGGUGCACUAAACCCACCCACGUGUUUCAGCACCAGUAUACCUGAGCCAAGUGUGUCCCCGUGAGUCAGCGGGGAUUCCUCCCACGCACGCACCGCUACUGUAGUACCUCCGUGACACCAACAAAGCCACUCUCGCUACUGCACGAGUCACGGUAACAGCAAUAGGCGCUUUUAACACAGUACAACUCAAGGUACCAGCAACUAUCAACCCGUCACAGCACAAAUAACAGUAAUAGGCAUUUCUACCACAGCACAAGUCAAGGAUGAGAUUAGACUUCCUUUAUUAGCAGGGAACCUAACUACCUCAGCCCAUCUUGUGCUCACCUAACACACACACACACACACACACACACGCACACAUACACAUAGCACACAACUAAUGGAGAGAAAUAAAUUAAAUAAAAAAGUAUUAUUAAUCUGAAAAUACACAGCCCAGCAACUAAAAACACUUCACACCCACAAACAAACUCUCACAUACACAAGAUGGCUGGCUCAGGAAAGACAACCUCCCAGACUCCUUCAAGCACCCCCUCCGUCUUCUCCUUCUUCCGUUACAUGCACAAGCCAACAGAUGGCGGCUGCAGCUUGUGGACGUCCUGGAUGUACUGGCUGAAUGAGACGAGGUCACCACCACAACAAAAUAUCAACGAGCAACACCACACUAGCAAGAUGAAGCCUUCAGACCUGUCACCAAUGAACGACGACUUAUCCAGCCCGGAUAGUUCCUUAGGCCUAGAGAAUGAGGAGCCGUCACCCACCACGCGGACGAGGAGUUACUGCAGGAAGUGUGACAACUGCUCCUCAGGCACCACCCACGUCCAUGCCCAGACGCCGAGCGACGGUGAUUCUCCAACGGUGGAGGAAGAGCAUAAUAACAACAAUAACAAUAACAACAAUAACAACAACCUCAACAACAAUGUCACCGCGGAGGACGCCAUGAACGCCAACGAGACACUGGACCAUGAGGUGGAGGGCGGCACGCAGCCGACCCGCAGCACCAGUGGCGAGGGCAAUGUGGACCUCGGAGUGAAGGAGAGGAAGGACUGUACCCUCGUGUCCCCUGAGAGCGGCGUGGACUCCCCAUGUGACAUGGACAUGACGGAGGAGAUCAAGAUCCAGGAAGUGGCGAGCAAGAGGUCCAUCGCCGAGGUGCUGUCCCAGGUGGUCAAGAUGGAGCGCUCUUCCUCCUCCUCGGCCUCGGAGCCCACCAGGACCCCAGAGGCCCCGGACAUCGUGGCCUCCACCACCAAGGGACGGCCCAAGGUGGCGGCAGCAGCCAGGCGCAGGAGCGGCGAUAGUCACCGCAGCUCUGAUGUGGCCACGCUGGCUAUCCUGUGCCAACACUACGCCCAGUUGGUGCAGGCACUCAAGGAGGAGAAUUACCUGCUGUCCUGCGCCCAGAGUCCCCUGCUGGCCACGCCCAAGAAUGGUGUGCGGGGCCUCGCGGGGGACGCAGGGGGCAGAACCCAUCUGUCUGGGGGACCAGCAGGCAGAGGCAGGAGUCCCAAAGCGGUCUUCACGUGGGAUUCUGACAUGACGCAGGAGCCAGGCCGCGGGGACGAGAAGGAUCGCGCGAGGAGUCUCCCCUAUCAACACUCCCGCGCCAAGUCAGAUUCCGCGGCCGGUGGUUCCCUCAACAGCCAGCCGCGACUCAAGCUGCACAGAAGUUGUUCCAACUCCCGGGACUACAUCAACAAUAACAAGACACCAAGGCAGAGUCCCACUAGAGCACAGGACGACGAGUACAUCAAGUCCAGCGGGGACCUCCCACUCAAAGAGAGGCGCCACUGGGCACUCAAGCCGCUGCGAUCCUCAGCCUCCAAGCACAGGAAGGAACCCAAGUCACACCGCAAGAGCUCUUUUUCCUUCUUCAGGGACGCAGAAAACAACGAGAAUCUAAACACAGAGAGCGGCAGCGAGUCCCCAAAGGUGGCCCGCACGCCGGCCGCCGCCCCGCUGCCAAGCCCCACUGUGGGGGUUCUCUCCACCAAGAUCAGUGAGAUGGAACUCAAGAUUGAGGAGAUACUGACACUGGAGCCUGUAGACCUUAUGCUGCGGGAGAACAGUCUUGACGGCUCACCAGCUCGGCGGUCCGUGGGCAGUGGCGACACACUCCGAAGGUCUCAGAGAGGCAACUUCUACCGCCACUCCGUCAGGGAUAACCGCAGGGACCAGCAUCGCCAAGACACCUGCGACUCUGAGGAGGCGUGCGAGGAGGCGUGGCGGCGAGGCUGUAGCGCCGGGAUGUCUGCGGGUGGUGGCGGCGGGUGCGUGUACCAGGUCCUCUCCCAGGCCGCCCACGUGGAGGUGGACAAAUUACGGCAGCUCGUGCACCUGCUUAACACCAGGCUAACAGAGUUGAGUGGAAGAGUGUUGGAGGUGGAGGCGCGGCUGAGGGAGGAGCGGCAGAGGACGGCCAGCAUGGAGAGGUGUCUGGAGCGGCAGGGGCUUGAGACAGGGUGCAGGGGCAGCAGAAGGGGCAUUGAUAGCAGCGGCAGGAGACAAGCACCGUCCUUCAUGGCCUGGACGGAUGCCACGUCAGAAAACCUCCUCAGGAACAAAGUGGACAUGGCUCGAGAGGAGAUUGAGCUUCUGAGGCAACAUAUUGACCUCCUCCUACGCAUGCGUCAAGAGGACCUCAAGGUGUAUGAGUCAACGGUGGACAAGUUCAGGCACACCAUAGCUUCAGGUAGCCAGUGGUAGGCUGGCCUCCAUCUUCAUGCCCUACUGAAGUUUCCUGACUGUCAUAUUUAAUCAUGACUGAAUUGCUUCUACUACUGAUAUGACCUAGUUUUGGAGUCAAUGCAGGUGGAAGCAGGAUGACAGCAUGCAACACCCAGACACAUUCAUACUGUUCCUCCAUGAUAAGCAGGAAGGUGACAAUAUCACUGAGUGGCUCCUCACUGGUCAGUACAAUCUGAACACCUUUAGAGGACCACCUCUGCCCCCCAUGUCCCUCCUGUAUUACCCACAGAGGUGGCAUGCACUGCUGUGAAGUACAGCAUCAACAAAACAAAUGGACCACCUACAGUUGACCUGAACAGUGGUGAACCAAUGGCCAGCUGACCCAUAUCAUGAUGACCCAACACUUUCCAACUAGCGACACACAAUCAUGAGUUGCCUCACUCCUAGUGCCUGAGUUGAUCCAGAAUAUUACUAACCUUCCUCCAAACUGACCUGCUCACAGGCCAGAUGGGAAUGGCAGCUCCUUAUAACUCAGCUCACAGGAUCUGAUUGGGAAUUCUAGAAAAGAAAAUGGGUAUGAUCCAUUAUAACUAUUUUCUACAACUUUGUACUUAGUGUGUGUAAGAGUGGAUGAAUGUUUGUACAUAUCUUCUCCUCAGGGAAAGUAUAGUGGAGGAGUUGUGCUGUUAAGUAAUUAUAAUAUUUUUUUUCAAAGUUUAUGUUGCUUAGAGAUCCCAGUACAGCAAUGAAAACUUGCUUCCUCACUUUGUACUCGUUUCCGCUAAACAGUUUGUACUCCCUCAUCUGCAGGUUCUUGUGUUUGGUACUGUGUUGUCUUGAGCAUAUUACAACCUCAUGUAGAAUACAAAGACCAAAUUUAUACAAAAACCUGGAAAUCUUUAGUAAAAUUUGUACAGAAUGAUGCUUAUUUAGGAACACAAAACCAAUUUCAAUCAAAGAUAAUAAAAAGAAAUUUAAUA